Messenger RNA from Lithohypha guttulata, 2256 nucleotides. RefSeq names its product ATP-binding cassette, regulator of translational elongation (gene GCN20). The transcript has a single exon. Lineage: Eukaryota; Fungi; Ascomycota; Eurotiomycetes; Chaetothyriales; Trichomeriaceae. Bases 1 to 2256 code for a protein of 751 amino acids. Gene Ontology annotation, molecular function: ATP hydrolysis activity; ATP binding. The record is from RefSeq and is a predicted model, not a curated record.
AUGGAGGCAGAAAUUCACCAGCAAAUACCGAACAUUGACCCAACCAUAUCAGAAUAUUCUGUUGGUUAUCUUAAUCAUGCCGCUAAACAGUAUUUUAGUGAAGCUGAGGAGUUAAAUCCUAUGGCAGAUGCUCUUGAAGCCGUGACUGAGAUGCUUGUGUCUGCAUCGGGCGAUUUCUCUGACCAAAAUUUGACAGCUGUGCGAAAUUUGGUCGAAAAAUUCAUCACCCGUCUUAAUGAUUCUAACGCACUCGACGGCGAGGGACGACAGAUGCCUUUUGCAGCAAAGAAGCUUGAUCAGACAAUUCAGGUGAGCUCACAAAGAAAUAUUUCUUCUACCCUCGGGUUGUCUAGUGCCGCUGUCGACCUGGAGGCUACUGCGGCCAGAAAGGUCGAAUCCAAGGUCGAUAGGAAAAAGCUCGAAAAGGCCGAACGCAAAAUUCGAGCGAAACAGGACAAGAAAGUAAUGAAAAACGUCGAAUACGAAGCUUCGAGAUUGCUUGACCAGCCUACAGAGGCACAGUCCUACGAAGAAUUCUUCAUGCAAGUCAACCCGCUACAACUUGGCUCUGAUUCCCAAAUGAAGAGUAAAGACAUCAAGGUUGACGGCUUCGACAUCUCAAUCGGUGGCAAACGAAUUCUCACGGACACAAGUUUGACAUUGGCCUAUGGUAGACGUUACGGUCUCGUCGGCCAGAAUGGUAUCGGUAAAUCCACCUUACUGCGAGCAUUGAGCAGAAGAGAAGUUGCAAUUCCUACUCAUAUCUCCAUCCUCCACGUCGAGCAAGAGAUCACAGGUGAUGAUACACCAGCUCUGCAAGCAGUGUUGGAUGCUGAUGUAUGGCGUAAGAAACUGUUGCAGGAUCAGGCCAAGAUCACCCAGCAGCUGGCCGACCUCGAGGCACAACGUUCCCAAAUGGCAGAUACAUCGAGAGAGGCUGCAACACUCGACAAAGAAAAAGACGGCCUCGAUACGACCCUUGGUGAUAUUCAAGCUAAGCUCAGCGAAAUGGAGUCAGAUAAAGCAGAGCCAAGAGCCGCAAGUAUUCUGGCAGGUCUUGGCUUCUCGCCAGAAAGACAGCAAUUCGCCACAAGAACAUUCUCUGGUGGUUGGAGAAUGAGGUUGGCCCUUGCUAGAGCUCUGUUCUGCGAGCCAGACUUGUUGUUACUCGACGAACCUUCAAAUAUGUUGGACGUGCCAUCUAUUACUUUCCUGGCAAAUUAUCUGCAAACAUACCCAAGCACUGUACUGGUUGUAUCGCACGACAGAGCGUUCCUGAAUGAAAUAGCGACAGAUAUCAUACACCAGCACUCUGAGAGACUCGACUACUACAAGGGCGCCAAUUUUGACUCCUUCUAUGCCACAAAGGAGGAACGAAAGAAGACUGCCAAGCGAGAGUAUGAGAACAACGUGGCUCAGCGAGCGCAUCUGCAAGCCUUCAUCGACAAGUUCAGGUACAAUGCUGGUAAGGCAGCUGAAGCACAAUCCAGGAUCAAGAAGCUCGAGCGCAUGCCCGAGCUUCCACCACCAGAAGCUGAGUACUCUGUGCAGUUCAAGUUUCCAGAUGUGGAGAAGCUAUCUCCACCAAUUAUUCAGAUGAGUGGUGUGGCCUUUGGCUACACUAAAGAGAAGCCGUUGCUCAAGAAUGUGGAUCUGGAUGUACAACUUGACUCGAGAAUCGGCAUUGUUGGUCCGAAUGGUGCCGGCAAAACAACAAUCUUGAAGCUUCUUAUUGGCCAGCUACAACCUACUGCUGGGCUUGUCUCGCAGAACGCACGAUUGAGGAUUGGGUUUUUCGCACAGCAUCACGUUGAUGCACUGGACAUGAAUGCAUCCGCCGUUGGCUUCAUGCAGAAGAACUACCCUGGCAAGUCUGACGAGGAAUAUCGGAGGCAUCUUGGAGCUUUUGGUAUUACAGGAAUGACUGGUCUACAAAAACUCGAGUUGUUAUCGGGUGGUCAAAAGUCCAGGGUUGCAUUCGCUUGUCUCUCUUUGACUAAUCCUCAUAUCCUUGUGCUCGACGAACCUUCCAAUCAUCUCGAUAUUGAGGCCAUGGAUGCACUAUCUACAGCUUUACAGAGGUUCGGUGGUGGUGUAUUGAUGGUCAGCCACGAUGUGACAAUGUUACAAAAUGUCUGCACAAGCUUGUGGGUAUGCGACAAUGGCACAGUCACCAAGUUCCCUGGUGAUGUCAAUGCAUACAAGAAGAAACUCCUUGCACAAGCUAAUGAAGCAGGAGUUGUUCAGGCUCAUUGA